GGGAUGCCACCAGACCAACACCCCCAGACUUCCCCACCUUCAGCCACCAUCAGAUCCUCUCCCCAGGUGCCCCCCGGUGAUUCAGGGCUGAAUCUGCCCAGUUCCCACACUCAGGCCAUCCCUCUUGGGAAGGUGGGUCCUCCAUGGGGGUCCCUUCAGGAGCUUUUUUUUUUUUUUUAAUAGAGUCUCACUCUGUCACCUAGGUUGGAGUGCAGUGGUGUGAUGUCGGCUCACUGCAACCUCUGCCUCCCGGGUUCAAACGAUUCUCCUGCCCCAGCCACUCUAGUAGCUGGAACUGCAGGUGUGCACCACCAUGCCGGGCUAGUUUUUGUAUUUUAAGUAGAGACGGCAUUUCACCAUAUUGGUCAGGCUGGUCUCGAACUCCUGACCCCAAGUGUUCCGCCCGCCUCUGCCUCCCAUAGUGCUAGAAUUACAGGCCUGAGCUACUGCGCUUGGCCCCUUGCGGUACUUUUGGCCCAACCUCCUCCAUGGCUGGGGGCGCGGAGGCCGAGAGAGAAGUCACUUGCCCUGGCUCUGCCUUGAAGUGGUUCUCAGGGUUGGGGCGAGACUCGGGGUGGGGACCGAGAUGCAGCUCUAUCCUGUGCCCCUGGUCGCAGCAGGCAGCCCAGCGCUUCGCGUGUUCUACUUGGCCUGUCCGCUGCCGCCUAAUGAGCUCAGGUCUAGGCCGAGCAGAGGGGGCACCCGGUCGGACUCGGUUGGGCUCGGGCGGCCCCGCCUCCCCCCGCCCGCCAGGCGGGCUCUUCUCGACGGCGCGGGGCGGGCCCUGCGGGCGCGGGGCUGAAGGCGGAACCACGACGGGCAGAGGGCACGGAGCCGGGAAGCCCCUGGGCGCCCGUCGGAGGGCCCAGCGCGGCGCGGAGGGCUAUGGAGCAGCGGCCGCGGGGCUGCGCGGCGGUGGCGGCGGCGCUCCUCCUGGUGCUGCUGGGGGCCCAGGCCCAGGGCAGUACUCGUAGCCCCAGGUGUGACUGUGCCGGUGACUUCCACAAGAAGAUUGGUCUGUUUUGUUGCAGAGGCUGCCCAGCGGGGCACUACCUGAAGGCCCCUUGCACGGAGCCCUGCGGCAACUCCACCUGCCUUCUGUGUCCCCAAGACACCUUCUUGGCCUGGGAGAACCACCAUAAUUCUGAAUGUGCCCGCUGCCAGGCCUGUGAUGAGCAGGCCUCCCAGGUGGCGCUGGAGAACUGUUCAGCAGUGGCCGACACCCGCUGUGGCUGUAAGCCAGGCUGGUUUGUGGAGUGCCAGGUCAGCCAAUGUGUCAGCAGUUCACCCUUCUACUGCCAACCAUGCCUAGACUGCGGGGCCCUGCACCGCCACACACGGCUACUCUGUUCCCGCAGAGAUACUGACUGUGGGACCUGCCUGCCUGGCUUCUAUGAACAUGGCGAUGGCUGCGUGUCCUGCCCCACGAGCACCCUGGGGAGCUGUCCAGAGCGCUGUGCCGCUGUCUGUGGCUGGAGGCAGAGUAGGUGGUGUGCUGGGAAUGCGAGUGGGAGAACUGGGAUGGGCCGAGGGGAGGCGGGUGAGGGGGGACAACCACCCAACACCCACCAGCUGCUUUCAGUGUUCUGGGUCCAGGUGCUCCUGGCUGGCCUUGUGGUCCCCCUCCUGCUUGGGGCCACCCUGACCUACACAUACCGCCACUGCUGGCCUCACAAGCCCCUGGUUACUGCAGAUGAAGCUGGGAUGGAGGCUCUGACCCCACCACCGGCCACCCAUCUGUCACCCUUGGACAGCGCCCACACCCUUCUAGCACCUCCUGACAGCAGUGAGAAGAUCUGCACCGUCCAGUUGGUGGGUAACAGCUGGACCCCUGGCUACCCCGAGACCCAGGAGGCGCUCUGCCCGCAGGUGACAUGGUCCUGGGACCAGUUGCCCAGCAGAGCUCUUGGCCCCGCUGCUGCGCCCACACUCUCGCCAGAGUCCCCAGCCGGCUCGCCAGCCAUGAUGCUGCAGCCGGGCCCGCAGCUCUACGACGUGAUGGACGCGGUCCCAGCGCGGCGCUGGAAGGAGUUCGUGCGCACGCUGGGGCUGCGCGAGGCAGAGAUCGAAGCCGUGGAGGUGGAGAUCGGCCGCUUCCGAGACCAGCAGUACGAGAUGCUCAAGCGCUGGCGCCAGCAGCAGCCCGCGGGCCUGGGAGCCGUUUACGCGGCCCUGGAGCGCAUGGGGCUGGACGGCUGCGUAGAAGACUUGCGCAGCCGCCUGCAGCGCGGCCCGUGACAUGGCGCCCACUUGCCACCUAGGCGCUCUGGUGGCCCUUGCAGAAGCCCUAAGUACGGUUACUUAUGCGUGUAGACAUUUUAUGUCACUUAUUAAGCCGCUGGCACGGCCCUGCGUAGCAGCACCAGCCGGCCCCACCCCUGCUCGCCCCUAUCGCUCCAGCCAAGGCGAAGAAGCACGAACGAAUGUCGAGAGGGGGUGAAGACAUGUCUCAAUUUCUCGGCCGGAGUUUGGCUGAGAUCGCGGUAUUAUAUCUGUGAAAGAAAAACACAAAACAAAACAAAAA
This is a messenger RNA of Gorilla gorilla gorilla (western lowland gorilla), 2524 nucleotides long. It is a transcript of the gene TNFRSF25, whose product is annotated as TNF receptor superfamily member 25. Bases 886 to 2238 code for a protein of 450 amino acids. Gene Ontology annotation, molecular function: protein binding. Gene Ontology annotation, biological process: signal transduction. The transcript has 9 exons. Lineage: Eukaryota; Metazoa; Chordata; Mammalia; Primates; Hominidae. The record is from RefSeq and is a predicted model, not a curated record. Gene Ontology annotation, cellular component: plasma membrane.